Messenger RNA from Monosiga brevicollis MX1, 1701 nucleotides. RefSeq lists its product as uncharacterized. Bases 1 to 1701 code for a protein of 566 amino acids. Gene Ontology annotation, biological process: cytoskeleton organization; cell morphogenesis; regulation of adenylate cyclase activity. Gene Ontology annotation, cellular component: cytoplasm. The record is from RefSeq and is a predicted model, not a curated record. Gene Ontology annotation, molecular function: adenylate cyclase binding; actin binding. NCBI's taxonomy places the organism in Eukaryota, Choanoflagellata, Craspedida, Salpingoecidae. The transcript has 19 exons.
AUGGCGGAUCAACGCCACGAUGGCUCCAAGAUCAUUGCUGAUCAAGCCAAUAACCAUUGUAGAAAUGUCGAGCUGACCAAGCCGGCCGUCGGUGGCUUUGGCUUCAAUGUGACGGGUGGCCACCCAGCUGCGUUGGUGGUGUCCAAGAUCACCCCACAGUCGCCUGCCGAGGGUGAACUGGCCAUCGGUGACCAGAUCCUGAGCAUCAAUGGUCAUUCUACAGCAGGCAUGACACAAGUCAAGUUUGUGACAAUGGUCAAGGCGUCUCGUCCCACGCUGCAACUGGAAGUUCGCAAAUCCACGUCGCAUCGCACUAACUUUGCCGCGGCCCCGCGUACCCCCGAGACCCAACGCCGUAGCACCGCGACAAGCACCCAGGCCGCACCUGCUGCCAAGCCGGCUACCACAUCCGCUCCCAAACCUGCCGCAGCUGCCAAGCCCGUUGCGGCUCCCAGGCCGGCCCCAACUGCUGCUCCGACCGCCGCCCCUGCACCGGCACAGCCCAGUGUUGAUGGUGUCUUGCAAGAGCGUCUCGGUCAGGCUGUGAAGCGUGUGUGUGACUACGGCAAGGCUCACUAUGGCAUCCAGGUAGAUCAAGCUGGCUCGGGUGACUUUGCAGCAGACCUCCUUCGCAUUGUGACGCAACUGGAGGAAGCCGCCGAUGGCAUUGAGGCUGACGCCUUGCCACGUCUGGCUGCCGUGACGGCACGCUUGGAACGCGUGCUUGGCCUGACAGCCCAGGCGUCGGGAGAUCCCGAGGCCGACCACCCCGCGGUCGUCGCCUUUGACGAUUUGCUGCAGGGGGAGCUCAAGGCGUACAUGGAUGCUUCGGGUCAGAUUGGCGGCGACGUGAAGGAGCAUAGCCAGCUAGUAUCGCAAGCAUUUGUCGCGCUGCGUCGCUUGUUGGGCAUUGUUCCUUUCUCGCAAAAACCGGGCCCCAAGGUGCUGCCCGAUCUGUAUGAGGCCAUUACAAUGACGGUGCAAGAGGUGGCAGGCUUUGCGGAUGCCAAGGGAGGCAGCGCCCAGAAAUCUCACCUGAAGGCUGUGAGCGAGGGCAUUUUGGCCAUGUCAUGGAUCAAUGUGGAGCCAAAACCGGCGCCUUUUGUGACGGAGAUGCGGGAUGCGGCCGACUUUUAUCUCGUCCGUGUCGCCAAGGAGUGCCCUGAUGAGGGAAACCGAGCUUGGGCUCAAAGUUACAAGCAGCUGUUGACGGCCUUGGCGCAGUAUGUCAAGGCGCACCACGCCACGGGGCUAUCGUGGGGCAAGAAGAUGCGCAGCAUGACCUUCUGGGCCAACGCCAUUGCUCAGACGGCGCCAGGCGAGGGCGAUGCCGAUCGCUACAUUUACCGUUACAAGUUGGGCGCACCCGUGGCUCAGUUUUGGGGACAGGCUCGAGUGAAGAAUCCUGCGGAAAAACGUGCCAAACCAGCGAUGCGUCACAGCGUUGUGGUUGUUGCUCACCACAUUAGCAACGAGAAGAAAGGAAGCAAGAAUCGUUAUGUGUGUGCGCGUGGGUCACAGAGAGAGAGAGAGAGCGAGAAUGUGUGUGUGUGUGUGUGUGUGUGUGUGAAGCCCCAAACAUCAUGUGUGCAAGGAGGGCAAAUGGAUUGUGAAACUGUGGGCCUGGCUGGUUUGGGUGGAGCCGGCCGAAGUCAUGAAACGUACGCGGUACCCCAGCAGGCCCCGCAAAACGCCUGUUAG